AUGCAUUCGGGUGGUGACUGUGCGUACGUGGAAGUUGAACUAAGCUGUCACGACAGUCAAAAUGGAAACUCGUCAACUUUGCAUUCUCGUGUUGAUUCAACUUUGAAGAAGGACAUUAUGGCUAGAAAAUCUAAAACUCAGGUAUACGGAAAAGGCUCAUCGGAAGUGUCGGAAAGGUUUUUGGAUUCUCUGAAUUCCGGCAUUACGCAGUCAUCUGACAUCACCGGUCGAAGUGAAUUUGGAGGGGAUUCAAACUGUUUUUCGAUGCACAGGAUGAAAAGGGGAAAAAUUCAAAACUCAAAAAUUCACUUUAGUCAAACGGAAGCCACGGAACUAACCCAAACAGAGAGCUCAGACAGUCCGUUCAAUUCACAUCCAAGUACUGUUGGGAUAAAGCCCUCUUUAGCUGAAAAGUUACAUUUAUUGGGGUAUAUCAAAAGUUCACUUGACGAUUAUACGUCGAGGCUGGUCAGAGAGAGUGCCGCCUGUCGGACAGCCAGUUUGGAGACCAGCGGGGAGUUAAUAAAAUCGUUGGACAAGUUGCAGUCGGAGACCGCUCGGUUCCGCUCUCGGAACGGAAGUCUGAACGAGAAGGUUGAGGGACGAGCCCAAGUAAACAAACGUUUGCGUGCCAAAAUCAAAGCGCUCGUUACAGCAUCUCAGAAACUGUGCACCGAUGUGGUUAGUCUACAAUCCCAAAAUGAUACGGACAUG
Opisthorchis viverrini is the source of this 714-nucleotide messenger RNA. RefSeq lists its product as hypothetical. The record is from RefSeq and is a predicted model, not a curated record. The annotation marks the transcript as partial. NCBI's taxonomy places the organism in Eukaryota, Metazoa, Platyhelminthes, Trematoda, Opisthorchiida, Opisthorchiidae. The transcript has a single exon.